Messenger RNA from Cyclospora cayetanensis, 1608 nucleotides. Its product is annotated as 3-hydroxyisobutyryl-CoA hydrolase, mitochondrial. The transcript has 14 exons. NCBI's taxonomy places the organism in Eukaryota, Apicomplexa, Conoidasida, Eucoccidiorida, Eimeriidae. Gene Ontology annotation, molecular function: 3-hydroxyisobutyryl-CoA hydrolase activity. The coding region runs from base 1 to 1608 and encodes 535 amino acids. The record is from RefSeq and is a predicted model, not a curated record. Gene Ontology annotation, biological process: L-valine catabolic process.
AUGCGCCUCCACCGGCGCUACGUGAGGACUGGCUUCUUCCGCAGUGACCACGAAUUCAUUGAUCCUGAAACCGUUUUGUUUGCCGAAUCUUCGGAAGAGUGGCGGCAUGCUGAUGGGGGAGGCGCCCUGACGGAAGCCGUCCUGGAGAGGUCCAACGUUGGUAUGGGCUUGUGCAUCCUCAACAGAGGAAAGCUAGACAGCGAAACCGUCUUUGGGCUGUAUCGGCGCCUGCGUGACUUGGAGGUGAACUCCCUAAAGAGGUUUUGCUGCCUAAGCAGCCGCAGGCGAAGUCUUUUUUCCGCUGGGCUCUGCUUGUCAGAGCUUCUGGCCUUCGCUGAAACCGCACAGACGCGUGGUGGGAUCCUCCCAGCUUCUGCUUUGUGGCUUCUCCAGAAUGCACUCGAGUUGCAUUCCGCUGUCCACUCAUACAGCAAGCCUCUCGUGAGCUUGCUAAACGGACGCGCAGAGGGAGAGGGCGCAGCCCUUUGCUUCCUCUCCAAUCGCAGCGCGGCCUACAAGCACUCGGUUUUUUCGUGUGACACGACAUCGAUGGGCUUCAUCCCCACGAUGGGUAUGACCUUCGCUCUCGGCCGUCUCCGAGGUUCUUUGGGCGCUUUCCUGGCGCUAACUGGCCACGAACUGACUGCUCAGGAUCUAGUGUGGUCGGGUCUAUGCAAAUAUUGGGUGACACCAGAAGCGCUGCACUUCAUGGAAAUGACGGCAGAGAAGCAGCUGGAAGUAUCAGAACAAGACGCGAAGGCUCUUCUUGAAGAACAUUUUCUUCUUCCCCCGAGCACGUACUCUCUGGAUCUUUGGGAGGAAAUUAUUGACGAACACCUGCACCAUUCCACACUUGAAGAGGUGUUAGACGCUCUGGACGCAACUGGCAGAGGAAUGCGCCCCUUGCGAGGCUUCCCUGCGCCUGUGCCGGCACAACGAAUUGCGUCCUGGGCCAGGGCUGUUGCUGCACGCAUCCGGCAGCGGUCUCCACUUGCGUGCAAGCUAACGCUGGAGUUGCUGCGGAGGCAGAAAAUCCUGCAAUCGGAAAUUCUUGAGGAUGCCAACAUAAGCCCCCAUGAGUGGCGCAAAAUCAAACGCCUAGAAGCUGUCCUCCCGAGCAACGUGCAGGAUGACAGCAUGAAGCAAAUCCUCGAAGCAGUAGACGAUCAGCUGCUCGUAAAUGCUCUGGAGAAUGAAUUGCGGGUGGCAGUCCGGCUAAUUUGUUCUAGCAAGGAUCUAGUUGAGGGCCUCCGUUCACGGCUCCUAGAAGAAACCCCAAACGUUUAUUCACCUCCAACAUGGGCAGACGCUGCAAAUGUUCCUCUCGAGCCAUUCUUCGCACCGCUGCCUGCACCUUGCUCAGCGGCCAGGAAUUCUGUCCCAUCUUCUGGAAAAAUAGCUGUUUGCCAGGAUCCAUUCAACUUGUUCACGUGCUCAGAUUUCGUAGCUGAGGAGCGCACUUUGUUUCCCUUUUCUGCACACCCUCUGGUGGGCCGGAUGACUCCCGGUGGUGCGGGUGCCGGGUUGAGUGAACGACAACAGGCGCGUCUAAGUGCCCGUUGGAGCUGGGACUUGUUUCGUGACGUGGUAAAUCAGGAAGGCUUCUAG